This is a messenger RNA of Bubalus bubalis (water buffalo), 1945 nucleotides long. RefSeq names its product adenosine A1 receptor (gene ADORA1). Lineage: Eukaryota; Metazoa; Chordata; Mammalia; Artiodactyla; Bovidae. The coding region runs from base 300 to 1388 and encodes 362 amino acids. The record is from RefSeq and is a predicted model, not a curated record. Gene Ontology annotation, molecular function: G protein-coupled adenosine receptor activity. Gene Ontology annotation, cellular component: synapse; membrane; dendrite. Gene Ontology annotation, biological process: G protein-coupled adenosine receptor signaling pathway. The transcript is spliced from 3 exons.
CCCCACCCCCGGGACCGAGUGUUUACGAGGGUCCCUGGCAGAGCCGGACCGGGAUUGGGGACAGCUAGGAAGCAGGAGCCAGCCGUGUCUCAGGUGGGGGGGCCUAUGGCAUGCAUGCGCGACAAGGUGGGAGACGGGGAUCCCCGCACCCUGGCCGCUGCUGGGCUCAGUCCUCCACACCCGCGUCUGCCAGACCAGUCCCAGGUGCGAAACUGGGGCGCUACCUCUUUAAAAGCGUCCAGUCUGAGCCUCUGCUGCACCAUGUGAUUGCUUGAAAGGCAGGGCUGGGAGCCUGGAGGAUGGUGAACCGCUGCGCGGAGCCCAGAGCCCAGAGCCCAGCCCAGUCUGGCGCAGCCUCUAGCCUCAGGAGGCACCAGGUGCCCAGAACUUUGAGCACCGCCUCUGGGACUCGCUGGCCCCCAGCAGACAGCAUGGCCGCGUAUAUUGGCAUCGAGGUGCUCAUCGCCCUGGUCUCUGUGCCUGGGAACGUGCUGGUGAUCUGGGCGGUGAAGGUGAAUCAGGCCUUGCGGGAUGCCACCUUCUGCUUCAUCGUGUCGCUGGCAGUGGCUGAUGUGGCGGUGGGCGCGCUGGUCAUCCCGCUCGCCAUCCUCAUCAACGUCGGGCCGCGGACCCACUUCCACACCUGCCUCAGGGUCGCCUGCCCCGUCCUCAUCCUCACUCAGAGCUCCAUCCUGGCCCUGCUGGCGAUUGCUGUUGACCGCUACCUCCGCGUCAAGAUCCCACUCAGGUACAAGACAGUGGUGACUCCUCGAAGGGCUGUUGUGGCCAUCACUGGCUGCUGGAUUCUCUCCUUCGUGGUGGGCCUGACGCCCAUGUUCGGCUGGAACAACCUGAGCGCGGUGGAGCGGGACUGGCUGGCCAACGGCAGCGUGGGCGAGCCUGUGAUUGAAUGCCAGUUCGAGAAGGUCAUCAGCAUGGAGUACAUGGUCUACUUCAACUUCUUCGUGUGGGUGCUGCCCCCGCUGCUGCUCAUGGUCCUCAUCUACAUGGAGGUCUUCUAUCUGAUCCGCAAGCAGCUCAACAAGAAGGUGUCGGCCUCCUCCGGAGACCCGCAGAAGUACUAUGGGAAGGAGCUGAAGAUCGCCAAGUCGCUGGCCCUCAUCCUCUUCCUCUUUGCCCUCAGCUGGCUGCCCUUGCACAUCCUCAACUGCAUCACCCUCUUCUGCCCUUCCUGCCACAUGCCCAGGAUCCUCAUAUACAUCGCCAUCUUCCUCUCACACGGCAACUCGGCCAUGAACCCCAUCGUCUACGCCUUCCGCAUCCAGAAGUUCCGAGUGACCUUCCUUAAGAUCUGGAAUGACCACUUCCGCUGCCAGCCUGCGCCCCCCGUUGAUGAGGAUGCCCCAGCAGAGAGACCCGAUGACUAGACCCCGCCUCCCACCCCCCCUUGCCCACAUCUGGGGUGUCUCAGCCCGGGGCUCCCCUCCCUGCUAUCCCACUCAUCUCCCUAGUCUCUCCCUGCUGUGGGCUGUGGGCUGUGGCUGUGACCCACCCCUCACGGUCCUGGGGGAGGUUUGGGAGGUCAGUCCAUGGGGAGAGAACCAGGUAACCUGAGGGAAAGAGGAAAGUGGCUUGGGCCUCCCCAUCUGCCUCAUCAACCCAAGGCAGCCCAGUGCCACGGCCUGAGUGGGCCUGAGACCCUGAGACUGCCGUGGGACCACGUAGGCCAGAAAAGCAAGCUCAGCUCCCACAGCAGGCAGGACAGCGGCUUGUCUGACUUGGGUGCUGGGAUUGCAGCCCUGGGACCCAGCUUAAGGAGAGAAGCUCCCCGCGAAGACAGAGAGAAGGAGAGAAAGUGGAUGUCCUGGCCUUGUUUUCUCUCCUGUUCUGCAGGAGAAGGUGGCCAGAGCCACUGACAGGCAGGAAUCAAGGAGCCUUUAGUCCCCAUCUCCCACAACCCUGUGUUCCUGGCCAUGAUGCUUGC